This is a messenger RNA of Psylliodes chrysocephalus, 1319 nucleotides long. The record is from the annotation of a GenBank genome assembly. NCBI's taxonomy places the organism in Eukaryota, Metazoa, Arthropoda, Insecta, Coleoptera, Chrysomelidae.
CGCUUCUGAACUAUUCAUCUAUCUCUUGUAUUCUCCCUACUUUUCUGCAGCUUUCUCGUUGAUUGACGUACGCACAUGAUUGUUUGCCAAACCACCGUGGAGGUAUGUGCAUAAUGUAACAAAUAUUCGAUUUUUCUAUUAUUCGUUGCUUGAUCUUCGAGUGUGAUACUUGUAUUCAUAUAUACCGGGAUAUUAGUUACUAUCUGGGAUUUUUUCAAUUUUAAUCUCAUGUAUUUUUUUUUUAAAUAAAUUAGCAACUAAUUUUUUUGUUUGGAAAAGUAUUGUUUAUUGUGAAAAUAUGGUAACGGAUUUGAAAACUAUUAUUUUUGGUUUGUUAAUAACUUUCAAAACCGGUUAUGGUCAGGAUUUCGGCUAUGACGGAAACACUGGCCCAGAUUUUUGGGGUCUUAAAUACCAGGGAUGUAACGGAGGAAAGCUUCAAAGCCCCAUAGACAUUGAACUAAAUAACGUUACAGAAAAGGAGUUUCCUCCACUUGUUUUUCAACAUUUUGACGAACCUUUAGAGACCGUCAAAUUAGAAAAUAAUGGACAUACAGCGCUUUUAUCAAUAAAACAAGGAAAAAUACCGAACGUUAGAGGUGGGCCCCUAAACGAAACUUACAAUUUUUCACAGCUGCAUUUCCAUUGGGGCAGAACUGAUGAUGAAGGAUCUGAAAACUUAGUCAACAAUCAGAGUUUUCCUUUAGAAUUGCACAUGGUACUUUAUAACACAAAAUACGGAAAUUUUAGCAACGCAUUGUACUAUGAUGACGGACUAACAGUACUAUCAUUUUUAUAUCAUAAAACGAUUAAGCAAAACCAACAUUAUCAAAAAUUCGAACGAGAGUUACCAGCUGUAGAGAAUUUAAACGCUACAGUAGAUAUCAUAGGCUUCGUAUCACUCGAUAAUUUCACCACUACUGAUAGAAACGAAUAUUUUACAUACAAAGGUUCAUUAACCACUCCACCUUGUUCAGAAGUAGUCACUUGGCUGGAAUUUAUCAACACCAUACCUUUAUCUCACGAACAGAUACAAGAAUUUAGAUUUCUAUCUGGAGCAAGAGGCAAACUCAAUCAUAACUUUCGACCAGCUCAAGCUAGAAAUGACAGAUCUGUUUAUAUGAAUAUUCCCACACUUUCUUCUACUGCUAGUAGUUCAAAUGAUCGAAGUUCUAGUAAAUUGAACGCGCAUUCAAAAAAUGGAAGAUCGUCGUCGGGAGAUUUAAGAAGUAACUGUGGAGUAUUUGUUCUGUUAAUGUUUAAAUACUUUUAUUAUAUUGUGAAUUAAAUUAAUUGUAAAUAUAUUUAUUUAUUGAAAA